AUGUUGUCGGAAUGCUUUGCUCUAUCAUGGCAGCAGCCCGAUGAACACAUGAAGUACAUGGAAAUGAUAUGCACUGCUUGCAUCAAACGGUUGCGAGAUGCGUUCGCUUUUAGAAGAGAAGUGCUGGUGAGUGCGGAGGUGCUGCGAGAGCAUCAGGAGGAAAUGUAUUUCUGCACCACAGUCAAAGUUGAGCAGCAUCUAGAACAAGAAAAGGAGGUAGAGUUUGAGGAUGUGGAAUAUUUAGAGAUCUAUGAAGGAACCAACAAAGAGGACUCGAAAGAAGAGGUCAAUGAUAACUUGCAGAUACCAUGCAAAGAAGAAACUGGGAGUGUUAAAAGAAAGUGGCCAAAGAAACUGCCGAAAGAGGACAGGAACAAAACCUACAAACAGUACACAGCAAGGGAGCUGAAAAUGGCUAUUGAUGCAGUACUGAGCAACAAACUUUCCCGUAAAAGUGCCUCCGAGUUGUACAGGGUGCCAAGGAAGACCCUCAAUGCUAAAUUGCAUAGCAGCAUUGCAAACAAGCAAGAAGCCGACGAUGAGGCAGUCAAACUGAUGGAGCAGGAUAAACACUACAAGCUGGUGGAGGAGAUCAAAACAAUCCUCACCUACACCAACGCUGUCCCCUACAAGACGAAGACCUCCCGGUACUACUGCGCAUACUGCUCGACCGACGGGCCCUACUUCGAGGACCCCGACGACCUGCGAACGCACACCAGAACCCAACACCUGGACGAGCGCACCAAGAGCAUCGACCAGAUAAUGCGACCGCAGUGGCUGAACGAGGUACUCAAGCUGGACAUACAGAGCCUCCACUGCACCGUCUGCUGCAUUAUACUGCCGCAAUGGAACGACAUGUUCAGGCACCUGGAAACCGAGCACCAGAUAUUCUUGGACGAGGCGUACAACAAAGUCAUACCUUACAUCCUCCAGAGGGAGCUCUGCUGUGCACUAUGCGGGGAUUCGUUCCCCAACUAUCACAGCUUGGACGGCCAUAUGAACGCGCACUACAGCAGCUACAUCUGUUACGAGUGCGGGGAUACCUUCUUGGCGGCCAGCCGUCUGAACAAGCACGUGGAAGUUCACAACGUCGGCAGGUACCCUUGCGACGGCUGCGGCAAGGUGUUCAAAUUGAGGAAGUACAUGAAGAAACACUACGACUUGGUCCACGGGUCCGAACAGAAAAUCCGGUGCCUGUACUGCCCAGAGCGGUUCUUCGGCACGUUCCAGCGGCACCAGCACGUGCUGGACUCCCACCCUGAGCGCGUGAAGGUGAUCGCCUGCGAGAUAUGCGGGAAAACCUUCGACUGGAAGCCGUAUUACACUGCCCAUAUGAGGAGGAUACACGGCACGGAGAAGAAUUACAGGUGCAAGAUAUGCGACAAGACCUUCCUCAUGAAUUACGAGUUGAGGAACCAUCAAAUCAAGCAUGUUAAAGAGAAGAAUGUUGAAUGUGAAUUGUGCAGUGAACGGUUCAAGACAAAAUCUGCCCUAAUCCGUCACACCCGUCUGUAUCACGACAGGGAUUUGUCUGUGAGGAUGAAAGAAAUAGUUUCUGAAGCA
Iphiclides podalirius (scarce swallowtail) is the source of this 1563-nucleotide messenger RNA. The record is from the annotation of a GenBank genome assembly. Lineage: Eukaryota; Metazoa; Arthropoda; Insecta; Lepidoptera; Papilionidae.